AUGGAUAAUCCAAUGAGGAACAUCGACAAUAAUCUUCGAAUACUUUAUCCAGAAUAUUAUACCGAUGGUGCAUCGAAUGAUCCAGAAGGUACAGUAAAUGUUAUACGAUGUGGACAUUUUUCUUAUUACUGAAUUUUUGUAAAGUAAAUUUGGAGAAUCGCAGACAUAUAGAUUACUUCAUAGUUCACGGUUUUGUUUUGAGGUGAUUCAUCAGUUUUCCAUUGCGCACCUUUACUGCGCAAAUCUAAUAACAAAUUCUAGCUAAUAUAUGUAAUUGAACUAAAGAAAGAAAGAAUAAGGCAAAGAGAAAAACACUCUGCAUUGAGUAGGCGUGCUUCAGGGAACAUAUACCUUCAAAAAUGACAUAACUCUUGCUAGGGCUCCCUUUUGAUUAUCUAAAACGCCAUGUUUUCUUGUAUAUAAUCACUAGAUAGACAUUUGUAAUAGGAUCCUUGUUAAAUAAUCAAUAACGCAAUUGCGAUUGUUCCUGUAACUCGUAAAAGGUUCAAGAUGGCGCCAUAUUGGGGGAAAAGGUGGCAUAUUUCACUUGUCAUAUCUUCGAAACUAGUUCAGUGGCCCCAACUUUUUUUAUCUGUUUUUACUAUGAGCAUAUCAUAAACUUCACCCCUAGGAACAGUUGCUGAUAAAUUAACUUCACGUGCACUUCUACACAACAUGUAUAGUUCUCAAUCCAAUCAGUGCAUUCUUCACAAAUGUGCAGUUACCAAGCUAACGAAAAUAUAACCCCACAAAUAUGUUUGUCUUGUGGAUGCUCAAAAAGGUGCCAGAAAUGUAGUCAUUAAACAUAAAAUAAUAACCAUUUUCUGAGGGGGGGAACAUCCGUAACCCCUAUAUCUUCUUCACAAAACGUUCAAUUAUAUGCUGAGGUUGGAACAGAGGAGUGAAACAGAAAUUAGACUGGGAGAACUAAAUAUUCGUCGCAGUUUCGAUGCAAAGUUGUCUGAUAUUAUAUUGAAUACUCAUGAUUCUCCAUUACGUAGUUUGAUACAGUUGUUGUGAGUGGUUAGAUUUUUGAACAGGCGAGAACUUCGAAAGUUAAAUCAUCACAAGGAUGCAGAAAUUACCAUUUAAGAGACUUUAGAUUUCAAAAUAGUUUGAUGAAACAUUUUCAUGCGAUCGGUCACGUUUGUUUGGCCUUCCUCCUCCCAACACAAUCAUUAUUCUACCUUCUACGCAAAUUAAGAGUCCAUCAUAAAUUACAACUUCAAACGUUAAAAAGCUACUUUAGGUAAUAGAAUUUAAAAUGUGGAUAAGUCUGUUUUGAAAAUUAUUCAUAAAAGUUAAUCUCUUCACCAUUAUCAUUGUAAUUUUUUUCAUCGCAAUCAUCAUCAGAACUGUUUAUUUCAAAUUUCAGUAUCUCAGUAAUUGGAAAAAUACUUUGAGCAGAAUGACAAAAAUUAUUUACAUUUCUAGAUUUGCCAAGUUGGGAAAUCAGUCGUGCUCGUUUGGCUGUUCUCGACAUUAUUCUUGGAGGGGGAUAUUUUGGAGUGGUUAAGGAAGGCGUGUUUAUGCAAUCAUUAUCAGGUGAUCCGGAAAAUCAAAAGAUGCCUGUUGCUGUGAAGACGUUAAAAGGUAUUCAACGUAAUAGAUAACUUCUUUCGCAUAGUCAAACCAGAGCUUCUUUAAAUUAACCGCAGUUAAUAUAUAGAAGAGAUUGUUUUGAAACUCAUCAGAAUAACAAUGUGACUCAUUAUCUAUGUUAGGCAACGUCUGUACAAAAAUGAUGUCCUUCGUUGUCACGUGCGUAUUGUAUUUUCACAAAAUCCAUCAAUUGCAAUUUUUCAGUUGCCGAAUUGUUUAAGUCACGGAUAGAAAACUUAAUCUCCUAAAACAUUACUAUUGGUUGUUUGGGCAAAAUACAAUACGCUGUGAUGACGAAGGACCACUUUUCUUAGUAAACCUAAACAAAAACGUAGAUAAUGAGUUCUAUUGUAGUUCUAAUGAGUCUCCAAACAAUCUUUUCUAUUAACCUGGAGGAGGGUCAUGUUCACCAGCACCCAUCCGGUAAACUAUAUGUCCCGAACGGGGAAAAACAGAACAGUGUUUUAAUAUCAUCAUGACCAAAUUCAGUAGAGCGAAUGAAAUACAUAAAAAAGAAGUGUCUGCAGAAAAUUAAGCCCUUGCGGCUAUAAGGUAAAAAUACUCCCCCCCCCCGCCUCCUUCACGUGGUCAGGUCCUUUGUCCUUGACGCCCACCGAUGGUGUUGGAUAAAGACGUAGGAUGAAUGUUGUUGGGGUAAAGGCUCCUGCUCGUCAGCUGUUUCCCUAGCCCUAUUUGAUGGGGCAGGGGUGUAAGCGAAUUUUCUCAAAGUAAUUUUUUGCUACGUAUUAAAGAAAAUUGUUUCCUUGUUCCUUCCCUGAACUUGCCAUAUAUUUAGAAUUUUACUUAUCCUGAGUUUUACUCAAAUAUUCUAUUUUGACUCUUUCCUAUCUUUGCCGACUAAGGAAACAAUUUGCCGACUAACUGACGGGUAGGAGGGAUCUUAAUCCUCCAAGCCCCAUUUUCAAAAGGCUUUUUGCGUUUAACUUCUUAUUCAGAAUAUACCCUGUGCAUAUACACAUAUUGCAACUCCUCCAUUCCACCAUGUUUAUUUAACCCCGCCGUGGGUUCAGCGCCGUUUUUUAAAGCAAUGGAAAAUAUAACAUUAUCGUUCUUUGUUUUAAUGUAGCUAAUCGUGGUCAAAGCGAUUGGAAUGAACUGUUGAGAGAAUUUGAAGUCUUACAGUAUGUUAAUUCAACAGGUCACGAAAAUAUCCUCAAAUUAAUCGGCGCGUGCACACAAACAGGUGUGAGAAUAGAAUAUCAUAACAUAACAUAAUUUAUUGGCGCCAUUAAAAUAAAAGUUACAAAGAUGAGAUAUAAAUAAUUGAAAUUAUAAACUGAGAUGACACAGGUUAUCUGAAUUAACUAAAUGCUAAACUAUUCAGAUAACCCUAUAAUUGAUAAUUUGAGCCACUGUAGGUCAACAUAAAAAAAAAUACUUAUUAUUAUUUCAUUUUACUUAAUUUAACAAGGGUCAAGCACAUUGAACAGUAUGGAUAAUUUGCUUACACCAAUGCUUUCAUCUUGAGCUAGACAUGCUGUUGAGAUAUAUCCACAAAGUUGCAUGGUUUCAAUGGUUGGUGAAAGUACUAAGCGAUGAACUGAAAUUCAUUAAAAUUCAUUAUAAUCAUUAAAAUUCAAGUUUCCAGGAAGAACAACCCAACCUCGUACCCAGGGUAUUUGCUCUUGGGGAGCGAAAUAUCCUGGUAUGGCCUGGUCACGUGACCCGCGGAUUUUGCGUAAAAUGGCGUAUUGUUUACUAGGGUCGGGGGAGUGAGAAUACAUUGUCACUCCUAGUAAUUAUAUCACGCUUUGAAAUUUUAAUUACUAGGAGUGACAAUGUAUACGCACGCCCCCGACCCUAGUAAACAAUACGCCAUUUUACGCAAAAUCCGCGGGUCACGUGACCAGGCCAUACCAGGGUAUUUAACUCCCCAAGAGCAAAUACCCUGGGUACGAGGUUGAGAACAACCAAAUUUUCCAAAUAAUGUUAAUGAACUAUGUAAAGUUGUUGCAAGUUAAUUUAUUACUUCUCUCAGCAAUAAAGAUUAAUAAGCUUGCACUUGGCUGAUUAAUUAAGUAAAAUAUCUUGAACUGGAAAAUAUGACAUAUUUUAUGCGCCCAGUUAGCUUUCAAAGGUGACCUUAUAAUCCGUGGUCUAGGCUAAAAAUCUCAGAAACAGAAAUGGGUGUGAAUUAAUAUAUCCAUCGGUAGAAGUUGUGAAAUUGCUACUGCAUUCCCUGCCUUCUUAUUGGUCGGAAUUUAAUUUCAAUUGCGUACUGGCAUUAUAUGUAGGGUUUCCUUACGAGCUAUUGAAUUUGAUACAGGUGUGUAAUCAAUGAUCAGCGAUGAAUUGUUAUUUAUGGACUUUGUGCAAUUUAAUUUGUUUCUAGUUCCAAUCUUAUUGGUUACGGAAUUUUGCCCCAGAGGCAACCUGAAAGACUUUCUGAGAGAAAGCAGAGUUGAUGAAGAACCCCACAAACAGUACAAUAACAUUUAUUCCAAACUUACUGAAAGACAGCUUAUCAAUUUUGCCGCAGAAGUUGCAAAAGGGAUGAAAUUUUUGUUCGAGAAAAAGGUUAAUAAUGCAACUUCCACGCAAUAUAGCUAGUCGCAUCCAAACGACAAAGAUAUACUGUAGAAUUGUUUUAAAUUUGCAGCUGAGUGUACAAAUUUGACAUAUGGAUAUCAAAAUCAAUUAGAGCUAUUUAUUAUCCAUUUAUGUCUUAUUUAGAGUAAUUUUUCAUUUAUCAUUUUCAUCUUCUUCUUCACCAUCCUCACCAUCACUACUAUUAGCAGCAGAACCAAUCAUCAUCAAUCCUCAUCAAUCAUCAAGAUCACCAUUAUCAUCAUAUUAUUCACCGACAUCCAUCAGCAUCAAUCAUAAUAAUUAUCAAUCACUAUCGAUCAGUAAUCAUUGUUAUUAUUAUUAUUAAUCAUCAUCACUCGUUAAUCAUCUGCAAUCAUUAAUUGAUCAUAGCCAUUAUUAAUAUCAUUAUUAGUUUCUUCAGAUAAUCAUUGUGCUUAUUUAAUUACAUCAAUAUAUUCUAAAACAAUGAACUAUAGGUUGUUCAUCGAGAUAUCGCAAGCCGCAACAUCCUCUUGAAUGAUAAGCUCGUACCGAAGAUUGCGGACUUUGGACUAGCACGAAAAAUUGACGUCGCUGCGCAUUAUAUCGUAAAAAAAAACGUAAGAACGAGUCGUAUUUUAUACAAAAUAAAUACUCCGAAACACCUGGUUAGACUAAUUUCCUAGAAGUAACAUUAUUUGGUUUAUUUCCUGGUCAUUCUAUCUCAUUUCCUAUGAUAGUCAGGUUGAUGUAACAACACAUCUGCUUGUAUUUGACUGGAACGUCCUUCUUAAAAUAGCCAGACUAUGUUUAGUUGUUAAAUAGCCAGUGAUCCCUGGUUCUUUAUUCAUCCAACAUAGUCUUGUCAAUUUAACCAAAAAAUCCUGUUCAACUAACUAGACCAUAGUAGAAAAAAAAUGAAAUAGCCGCCAGGACAUUUAACCGGAAAAGUGUUAUUUCCAACAUAACAAGGAAAAUUUUAACCAGAGGACAUUCAGUAAUUCUGUUUUGUUACACAUUUAUUUAAACAAUGAAAAAAUAAGACUUACUUUCGUUUCAGAAAAUGCUACCUGUGAAGUGGAUGUCCAUUGAAUCUUUAGAGGUGGGACGUUUUACUCCCGCUUCAGACACGUAAGCACAAUUAUGUUUUAUUUAAAAGGAGCAUUUGAAUUUCUAACAAUUAGUUACGCGUACUAAUUUUUCAGUUGUUUAUAUAUAGUUGGUCAUAUGGUGUACUCUUAUGGGAAAUCUGUACACUUGGUGAGUGAGUAUUUAAUAUAUUUGAAACCAGGAAGAGCAAUUCUAAUAUGGCAAUAUACUUUGAGAAAGCGGUUUGUUCUUUUCAUGUGUUCUUCAGUCCCACGAGUCAACAGUUUCCCCUCCUCAGUCAGACUCCCUUUUCUCUAAAAUAUAUACUAGAAAAUACAUGCACGCAGAAACCCUCGCCUUGUUGACAAAGCCAUUGUAUUUUCCGAACGUGAAGUAUUAUUUGAAGUAGUUGUCGUGGUAACACGAUAAUUUUUUAAGAAUAUUUUUACAAAUGAAAAAUCCCCUAAAAAUAUCACUUUUAUUUACAAAAUUAUCAAUUUCCCAAACAUAUAAUUAUAUGUUAGGUAUGUUAUUAUACGUAAUAUAAGCUUCGAUUUAAGGUAAAAUUUAACCACAAACGCUUCGCAAAACGUUUUAAAGUGUUCUUUUAAUAUAGAACUAAACUGCCUUUAUCGAUGAACUUUGAGUUCGAAAUAAAAUGAUUCCAAAUUCUCCCAUGCAAAUAACUUUGUUUAGUAUAAUAAAAAGGGUAAUCAAUAAAGAAACACUGAAAUAAUACGCUGUCGACUUGUUUCAUAUUUAUACGCAACCAUCGGCUUUUAAAAUAAAUACAGUAUAUUAAAAGCAAACAAUGCAUUAAUAUUUAAAACAAACUUACCUUCGUUAACGUCGGCACCUUUACUCCCUUCUUUUAGCAAUUCUUUUGCCUUUAUUUCAUCAAAAAUCUUUUGAAAUUUACAAAAUCUUGCAAAAAUGAAAUAUAUUUGCAAGAAAUCAUCAAACCAAUUUCGCUGUCGUCGUGCAGCCGUUAUAAUGCCAAUUUUAAAUUGGACCAAUCAGUGUUGGCUAUUCAUGACAGUCCGCUAUAUUAUGAGAUCAGUGAGGAUGACCACCUCCCGAAACACGCACAGUGACCCACGCCCGCGAUCAUUGAUGAAUUUUAGACUUCGCUAAUGGUUUCGUUUCCCCGGGUGUAACUAGCCGGGGGGAAUUAGCACCCUCGCACGGCCCUUCACGCCGUUGGCUCGGGGAUAAGCAAAACAUUGGAAGAAAAAUGAAAUUUAGAGGGGAGGUUUGAUAUUCUAGCUACUGGGAUUUGCUUUGUGAAUCUUAUGCCAUGUAUUUUAUGAUCAAAUGAUUCAAAACCCUUUUAAAUAUGCUAUAACCGUUGCAUGUGUAGCAAAUACCUUACACUUUUUAAAUUUGGCAGUGGAUUACAUAUUCUAAACCCUAUAGAUUUGAUUUGUUGGAAUGCUAUAUAGACUAAUUAUAAACAAGUUAGUGAUCGAGUUGUGGCAUUUCCGUAAACAUAUCAUGCACGAAUUUAAUAACUAAAGAUUUAGUCCAACUACAAUAAUAAAUAAUGCAACGCUGUAUAUAUGCAAUAUUCUGUUUCAGAAAGUGCACACGAAAUACAGUCCUAGGGCACGAAAAAUACGGAACUUUUCUGGGGAAGAAUGCCUCACGGCACUUGACGAAAGGCUAUAUUGUGAGGAUUAGAAUGGUGCUUGGGUUUUGUUUUAAAGGGGGGUAAAUACUCGCCGCGAUAUUUACAUUAGAAAAAUUGGAUAGAAAUGUAAUACGAAAUCGCCUGUCGAAAAGGAGUUCGAGAUCUUGUGUCUGUCCAUAUUUAAGAUGUCGUAAUUCCGGGGGGACACCGGGGGAGUGCGAGAAAUAAACUGUUUUGAAGACAAUAUCUGGAAAAUAAAUAGCUGCUAAUUAUAAAUUUCCAAUUAGAUUUCAUCUGAAUUACAAAUUGUUGUCAUGUACGAUAUGUAAAUCGACUCUUUAUAGCUCAACCAUUGAAACUUUUAUAUUUGACUUUCUUAUCAAUCACACUAGCUGAAGAACCGUACGCAGACGUCUCGCCGUACGAUAUAUUGGAUUAUCUGCUUGAUGGUCACAGGAUGAAGCGUCCGAAAUACUGCAGUAUCGAAAUGUAAGUUUUAAAUUAAUAUUAUCAGCAAACGGUAUAACAUGAUUAUACGGUUUCAAAGGGUUAUUGGCCUGUUUGCAGUCACAUAUCUCGAUAAACGAGCUAAGCCGGAACUGCGAAACAACAACAAAAAUCUUCAAUCGUGGAUAUAACCUCUUAACAAAAUUUUAACUUGAUUUUUCAAACUUACCUAAAAUAUCCCCCUCCCCCACAAAGACAAUGUUGUAGAAUUAGUUUAAAAUUUGGGCAAAAUAAUGGAACAUUGGGUCAGGUUGAGGCGCCAAAAAGCCUAAUGAAAUUAGAAUGCAUGUUCAUGAAAUGAUUCUUAAAAUGUUGUGAGUUAAUUGAAUACUGAAAAGACUUCGUAAAUUCGAGUUUCAUGUUUAUAAUGACAUGUGAAAGAUAAAAAAUUUGCUUUUUACCCUUACUUGUGACAUAUGUACAUCGAGAAUGCAUAUCCAAGAUGGCGGAAUGCACGCUGCUUUUGAUAAAAAUUUCGCUUUAUUUUUCGAAAACCAAGUAAGAUACGGAAUAAUUGUAAAAGAAUUUUAUAUAUCAUUUUAAAUGUUCUUUCAAAUAAGACAAACUUAAUUUAUAUUGCCAUAUCCCUUUAAUCAUCCCAAAUUAGAAGCCUAAAAUACGUUAGGCCCAAAGUGAAUAUAACUGCACGGAACGUUACCUUCAAAUAAAUCUUUUUCGUGACCGCAAACCUAGAACCCCCCAGACACGCGUGUCCGCAUGGGGCGAACCCGCGUGCUUAUAUCAUGAUUGACUGAUUGAGCGCUCUUUGCAUGUGUGAAAAGAGAGGGACUGGCCUUCAAAUUUGGCUUCAAAUUUCAGGCUCGAGGUAGCGUCGGUAGAUUGGUCAAUAGUUUUGCCCCCUGAUUCUAGAACGCUAUAGUUGGUGUUCAUUUUGGGUCAAAUAUCAAUAUAUUAAGAUAAUAGGAUAGCUAUUUAUCUAGUAUAAAAAUCGAAGCUUUGCAAUCAAUACCACUAAACAUUGUUGGGUGCAUUCUCCAUUUUUAAAUGCAAUGAUAGAAAGAUCCGAGUUCUUCCGCUCCUUUAAACAAUGCAUUUGUUUCUCAUUGCGGGACAUCGGGAAGACAAAAAAAAGGGAAAUCUCUGACAAUCGUUCAUGCGACACUAGACACUUCAUAAUAAUUGUUUCGCUAUCAACAUUAUCCCAUACCUGUAUUAAAAGCGGAUUUCUGAUUGGUUUAGAGCAAGUGAGCUUGUCGUCAAGCUCACCUGCUUUUUACCCGAACUCAUCUGCUUUUCGCCGAACUCAGCCGCGAAACUGCUCACGUUGCAAUAUAAACAAUAACAGUGGCGGACAAGAUUAGCAGAUAAACGUAAAUUUUAAAGGUAAUAAACGUAAAACUUUUUACCGUGACUAAUCUACUGAGUCUGAAGAAAAACCAAAGAAAAUAAUGCAAUAAAGGUAAUCUCGCCGUAGAUAAAGAAGUAUUAAGAACCCAGUGGUUUUUUUGCCCGGGAAAAUGUUGACAAAACAUCGACGAAUAUAUCGCAAAGAGCUUAAAAUAUGUUUAUGGCUCGGUGUAUGGGAUACAAAAACCAAACAUACUUGCAGGUUUUGUGAGUCUGUGAUUGGACGCACUCAUGAAUCCCAGGAAAUUCGAAACCAUUCCAAUAGAAACGCAUUCAGAACAGAUUGGUCAAAUUCUUCAGUUUGCCAGUCAUUCUGGGCCUUUGUAUAUUGCUUAGUUGUGGAUAUCGAAACAAAAUAUCCUUCUGGAAAGUAUUUAGCCUUGGCUAAAGAACAUCGUUUUCGGGAUGGAGAUAUCUGCUUCAAAUAGCUCGAUGAUUUAACAAAUAUAUUUUGGUCUUUUCUAUUAUGCAGUAUACUGUAUAUGAUUUCGUAAAUGUGCAAGUGUUUCCUGUAACAAGGGGCAUCAUAUAUUCCAGAUUUUCCUUGAUGGAAACGUGUUGGCAGCAAAAUCCUGAAGAGCGACCACGUUUUAAUGACAUCUAUAAUUCACUGGGGGAUAUGCUGACUAAUAAUGAGGUAAAAAUGACGAAAUUUUUUAGUUAUCAAAGGUUUCAAGAUUUUUACGACACUUAUUUUGGAACGAAAACAUUUUUGCUCGACGUUUAAUAUUAUGUAAACACGAAUGUUUCUGCCACCACGAUAUCUUGUCCUGCAGAAAACGGGAAUGAUGUUACUAGCUAUAUUGAAAAUUAGUUUUCCUUUGUUUGUUGCUGCUAAAUGACUGCAACAUACGACAACCCUUACUCAUAAUGGCGUUAUUUCUGUACAGAUCUAUGACAUUUGUUUGUAUAUGUCUCUAGGUGUGUCCACACCGGGCAAGCUGGAAUGUCCGCUUGACCGCGAUUGGAAUAGAACCUGCCACCUUUGGUUGGCUAGUCCAAUGCUCUACGAACAAAGCCAUGAGGUCAAGUCGGUUCGAGGGGGGAAUAUUUUGAAAUGCAGACUAGUUCCUUUGGUAUCACUAUACUUUUACAAAAUAUCACCCGAUCGAACCAACUUGACCUCGUAGCUCAGUUGAUAGAGGAUAGAGCAUUAGCCUAGCAUGCAAACCAAAGGUUGCGAGGUCGCUGGUUCGAUUCCCACCGCGGUCAAGCAAACGUUUCAGUUUGCUCGGUGUGGACACAAUCACACACAACAUCCGACAAACAUAUAUCUUCACCUGAGUGCAUAACACUAGAAACAGAAAAAUAUAUAUCAUUUCUUCUCAGAAUGAGGCAAAUGUUACACAAACCGGAAACAAUAUCUUAAACUAAUUGUUUUAUUCAUUCAAAUAGUAUCCAGAUUUUCUAUUUUUUCAGAGAUGUUAUAUAAACUUGAAACCUUACCACGAUGUGAACGAAACAAUGAUGUCGAAAUCCGAAGAUAUUUUUCAAGAAGUUCCAGAAAAGUGUGCAGAUUCAGACUCGAGUGAAGGCGAUGGGAGUUGUUCGCAAGACAGUGGUGUAUAUGACACAGCGUUUUAACAAGAUAGUGUUCUUACUGGAGAGGUUCAGAUUUAGACUUAAUUUGUACCGCUACCGUUACCAUUAACCAAUUAGAUGCAUUUAAUCUACCCGAUUAACCAAUCAAGAGCAUAGUUGUAGUGGAAGUGGAGAUCAAACUACCCUGGAUCCUUUGAUUAAACCGCGCCAAUCACAAAACAGAAUUAUUGGUUUUAGUACAGAUUCUGUAUUAAAACCACUAAUUCUGUUUUGUGAUUGGCGCGGUUUAAUCAAAGAAUCUCCCCGUUGAACCAGAGCCUUCACGACGUUUCAAUUUAUUAUUUACUGUCGAAGGCUCUGGAAACCAGGAUAAGAUCAAACCUGAACGUUUCUAUUUUCUUAUUGAAAACAUGGCUAGAAAUUUCGUACACUGUGGAGUUAAUUUAAAGCAUGCGCAUUGGGUGCUUAGAAAUUAAUCCAAAAUGGCGUCUUUGGUAUAAGAUUUAAGCGGAAAAUACACAAAAUUAAAAAUUUUAGUAAUUUACGAUUGUAAAUUCCAACAUGCGAACGUCUGAAACAUUAUCAAAUUACACAAUAUAUUAUUUGUUAAAUUAUCGGAACAAUUCGAUCAGGCUGAAUGGCAAUCUCGUUCCCCGAGUCUGCGAUCCCCGGGAAGGAUCGUGAGGCUCUGGGAUAAUCCGUUUCAGUACGUGAGGAAUCUGAUUGGCCGUUGAUAUGGAGUGCGCAGUUCAAUCUUAGCCAGGAUUCCUGGCUUCCGGCAACGGAUUAUCCCAGAGCCUCACGUUCCUUCCCGAGGAUCGCAGGCCGGGGGAACGAGAUUGGCUAAAUUGGUUCCCGAGCUCAUCGAUCGUCAACGUACCUGUUAUUCACUCUAUAAAGUCCUCUAAAUGACAAUAUUUUGUAUUCUGGAGAUGAAAUUAUGGCCAUACUUGCAACAUUUUUCAACCAUGCGAACAUCAGAAUAUACUCCCGAAUAGCGAUACGCAUUAUUCACGCUUGAUUUUAAGCCAUUUUAGUCCCGUCUUGAAAAACGUUGUUUUUGAGGAUCAUAAGACUGCUAAUUUAUAGAGGCCAUGAUAGGCAAAAUUUGAAAAUGUAGUUGUCAUUUUCGUAUUCGUUUCAUGAUCUUUCCUCUCUCGUUGUGGCUCGAAAGCUCUCGAAAGCUGUUGCUACAUAUGUUACCAUGGCCUUUACUGCAAGGGUGGGUAGUAGCGAAGUAGUUGUAGUUCGCUACUGUAGCGAACUACAAUUUUCUUGUAGCCAGUAGUUUUUUACUACAUUUUUAAAACAGUAGCUGUAGUUAUAGCGAACUACAUUUUGCCUAAAAGUAGCCAAGUAGUUGACUCCUUUUCAAACAGCAAAUCGCUAUUUGCUACUUUCAAAAAUUGUUAACAACUUGAUAGAAUAGCAUGAUAUUGAGACACGGUUUGCUUAAAAUCGAUACUCAAUAGUCAAUUUGCACUCCUGAACACUGUAGUGAUUACAAAAAUGUUGCUUUGUCACUUUGUGUUUACUGUUGCUACUCGUAAGUCGAUUUGUCAUAGGUUACAUUACAGUCUAAGUUAGCAUAGAUGCUCCAAAUACAGUAAAACUAAAAAAUAUAGCGGAGCGAAAUAGUUCGCUACAUUUUUUAAGCCGAGUAGCUGUAGUCAGUAGCGAACUACCUUUGUUCAAAAGUAGCAGUAGUUCUAGCUGACUACAUAUUUUUGAAGUAGCUGUAGUUAUAGCGAACUACAAAAAUUUUGUAGUCAACCCACCCUUGCUUUACUGUUGACCUAAGAGACUGUAGCUACAAAAUAUUCUCUCAAAGUCGCGGAAAAAAUAAAAUUAGAUUGUUUACAUUGUGUUGUUGCGAAAUGUGUUGUUGUAAAUCACAAAUUAGUUUGUGGACAUAUUGAACAAUCCCCUUAUUAUGUCUUUGAGAAUCUACCUGUAUGUUUUAAAUAUUUGCAUAAAAUAUUGGAGCAAUUGACAUAUUUUUAAUCGCGAUUCUGAAUAUUUGAAAAAAAAACAAGCGAAAUUAUUGUAUAUUACAGUUGAGUAUUUUUUUAAUGAAGCAAUAAUUCUUUCGACCUCAUAAUAUUUCCAAUUCCGUCGUUCUUUGUUGAUUUCGUGUAAAAACAUGCAGUACUUAAAUUAUUUAGUUCACCAUUAUAAAAGCGAACCGCCAUCUUGAAAAUUCCUGCAAAUGAGCCUGCAAUCCCAUGCCGUUGAGUGUAUGAAAUUUCUAGCCAUGAAUGCACAUUGCAAUGACGAGCCAGACAGCUCCAGAUUGGCAGCUCCAGAUUGGCGAAUCUGGAGCCAGCUCCAGAUACAAUUUCAAUAUGGAGCAGGAACGACUAGUUUGUAAACAAACUGCUUUGGCCGCUUAACUACCGAUGGAUAUUCAAUUUUUUUGAAAGACCAUUUUUUCUUGUCAUAUUCCUUAGUACGUGAUGGAAAAUGAAAACAUUAUUCCGUUCCGUUCGUCCAUGGUAGCUUCUGAAAGAUCACUGUUUUUUCUGACAAAGGGAAUGGUCAGCGGUCGGAUAGAUCGCAAAGCUCGUUUAAAACCUUAUUUUGUUACCUUUAUAAUGAAAAACUAAAAAAUUUGAUCGAUGAAAGGAAGGAUAAAAUUAACACAGCCGGGCCGUGCGCGAAAUUAGACAGUUCGACUUUGCGCGAGUUAUUUAUCGCGGUCUCGCGACGUGGAAAUAAGUUGACCGCAUGAAAUUACUUUUGAACACAUUCUCCAGAACGGUCAUCGAUCAAAUUUUUAAGUUUUUCAUUAUGAAGGUAACAAAAUAAGGUUUUAAACGAGCUUUGCGAUCUAUCCGACCGCUGACCAUUCCCUUUGUCAAAAAAAACAGUGAUAUUUCAGAAGCUACCAUGGACGAACGGAACGGAAUAAUGUUUUCAUUUUCCUUCACGUACUAAGGAAUAUGACAAGAAAAAAUGGUCUUUCAAAAAAAUUGAGUAUCCAUCGGUAGUUAGGCGGUCAAAGCAGUUUGUUUACAAACUAGUCGUUCCAGCUCCAUAUUGAAAUUGUAUCUGGAGCUGGCUCCAGAUUCGCCAAUCUGGAGCUGCCAAUCUGGAGCUGUCUGGCUCGUCAUCAUAUUGCAUGUGCAGGGAGACGGCAAAGACUUUAAUUGUCCGUGGGGGGGAUGUAGGGGUCAAAUUACUUGAUUUUUCUAAUUACGUUUUGCAAUACCUAAAACAGUAUAGUUGCCAACUCAGCUAUCAAAUAUUGAAUGUAUUUUGUAGUAAAAAUUAUCCCACGUGUAGUCUUGAUGAAUUUGUUUAUAAAGAUGUAGGUUGAUAGUAAAGUGUAUAAGGUCAUUUUUCUGGAAAAGACUAUUGAUGAUUAAGAAAUUGUCAAUGUUUAUAAUAGCUGGAAGGUCGGAGAUAAAAAAUCUGAUGUUAAAAUAGAAUGGCCAGAAAUAUAGCCACAGAAAAGUGUAUUGAGUCACCAAGUUAACACAUACUCUAGCUGUGACUAGAAAUCUGCAGUCAUUUACCUAUACGAAAAGAAUAAAUGCAUGGCUAUAGUGUGUUUUCACGCGAACCGCUGUGACGUCACUAGAAUUUAGCGUCCGCCAUGUUGGUGGAGUAAAAUGCGUCACGUGCGAGGAAUUUACUAGUGUUUACUAUAGCUGUGCCAAAUCUGUUCGAAAUAUUCCUCAAUAAGCCGGCUUUUUUGUAGUUUUAAACAGUUCAAAUGACAAAUCUAAAACGUAAAGAUCUUUCUUUCUGCCGUGUGCCGAAAGUUAUUAAAAAUCAAGGCGAGGAAAUGGAGAUUUUGUGAACCAAACGCAGUCGAAGAAUCGACGAAGAUGGCUGUCGGCUAUAUUAAAUUGGAGUCGCCGGAGAAUACAGAAGAAAUGAUCAAAGAGAAGUUACAGAGAGUAAACGAACCUGGCGAGGUUGUUAAAUGUUUAUUUGAUCCUAUGACUAUGGACGAUAUCGCAGACAAUUUUCCAGAAAACUUGAGAAACGCCGGCCACAAGCCCAUAACACAAACAGACGUUUCAACCACAACAGUUUGCAUGCAGACAAGCGAGUGUCAUAAUUCUAUGCUUCAAACCGAGUUUUAAUUUCUGGGUAAACCAUGCUCUGCUGACUUUUAUUGAUAGACAAACUAAUCUCCUUGCAAGGGCACAGACGUUUUCAAGUUACAAGCAUCAUAACACUGUUAAAGUGUUAAUUGGAAUUAUUGUGAACACAAGGUACUGUACAAUUUGCUUUGU
Molecule: messenger RNA, 14514 nt
Organism: Paramuricea clavata
Lineage: Eukaryota; Metazoa; Cnidaria; Anthozoa; Malacalcyonacea; Plexauridae
Source: the annotation of a GenBank genome assembly